This is a messenger RNA of Parnassius apollo (apollo), 420 nucleotides long. The record is from the annotation of a GenBank genome assembly. NCBI's taxonomy places the organism in Eukaryota, Metazoa, Arthropoda, Insecta, Lepidoptera, Papilionidae.
AUGAAAUUGCGCGUGGUUAUCUUGUGCUCGUUGGUGGCGUGCGCGACGUCGCUCGCUGUUGAGCAUGGACCGCUGAUUUCUGCUUUGCAGCCUGCUCAAGCUGAAAAUUACCUUCACGAUUCUUCAGCGGUGGAUCAGUCAAGGCAGAAGAGAGGACUCGGUCUUAUCGGCGCAGGCGUCCUCGGUGCCGGAGUGUUGGGUGCUGGAGCACUUGGAGCUGGUAUAAUUGGCGCUAAAGCGCUCGGUGCUGGAUUUAUUGGCGGAGCUCUGGCGUCAAAAGCUUUCCACGGAAGAAGCUAUGGUGGUUACGGAGGCUACUAUGGUGGCCAUGGGUACUACGGUAACGGUUAUGGGUACGGUGGCUAUGGUGGCUAUGGCUACAGGACGUACUAUCCCACCACAUACUAUGUUUGGGGUUGA